Pyrenophora tritici-repentis Pt-1C-BFP is the source of this 769-nucleotide messenger RNA. Lineage: Eukaryota; Fungi; Ascomycota; Dothideomycetes; Pleosporales; Pleosporaceae. The record is from RefSeq and is a predicted model, not a curated record.
AACAAAAAGAACAACAACAACAACCUCCACAUGCGCUUCCCAUCCUUUCCAAACUUCCUACGCGCCAUCCACACAGUCACAAACACAACCAGCGCCUUCCUCCGCUCAAAUCCCGCCAGCACCCUCGGCCGCACAAUCUACAACACGCCCCAGCGCGCCGUCGUAUACCGAUCGAUGCCCAACAUCCCCUUCUUGGGCGCGCUUUUCGGAUCCAGUGCGAAUAACAUGGCGGAUAACGCUGAUUACCCCGUCAAGAAGCCCGAGGGCGAGUGGCAGGCACAAUUGAGUCCUGAACAAUUCCGCAUCCUCCGCCAAAAAGGCACCGAAAUGCCUGGCUCAGGAAAAUACAACAAACACUACCCCACAGCCGGCGUAUACAACUGCGGCGCAUGCGACGCGCCCCUCUACAAAGCCAACCACAAGUUCGACUCUGGAUGCGGGUGGCCUGCCUUUUGGGACGCCAUUCCCGGUGCUGUGGGACAGAAACCGGAUCCGGGACUCGGCAUGAUGAGGACGGAGAUUGUGUGUAAUAACUGCGGGGGCCAUUUGGGACAUAUUUUUAAGGGAGAGAGGUUUGGAAAUCCAAAGGAUGAGAGGCAUUGUGUUAAUAGUGUUAGUAUUAAUUUUAGUGCGGAGGAUAAGGGUGAGGGUGAGGGGAAGUUGUAGAAUGUGUGGAAGGGCUAUGAUAGGGGAGUAUACUGUAAAGUCAGGUUGUGUCUAUCCUAGAUGGUAUCAUAUCGAAACCUAACAAUUCACAUUCCACAAGUUC